This is a messenger RNA of Triticum turgidum subsp. durum (durum wheat), 1929 nucleotides long. The record is from the annotation of a GenBank genome assembly. NCBI's taxonomy places the organism in Eukaryota, Viridiplantae, Streptophyta, Magnoliopsida, Poales, Poaceae.
AUGGCAGUUAGAGGUAUCUCCCUGACUCUCCACCUGCUCUUCCUCCUCCGCCUCCUGCUCCUCCUGCCAGUCAUCACCACCCAAUCCCAAACCAUACUCAACAUCACCAACCGAUGCCCCUACACCGUAUGGCCGGCCGCUUUCCCGGUGGGCGGCGGCAGGCGGCUGCAGCCUGGCAAGACAUGGACCCUCAAGGUGCCCUAUGCCACCCGUGGAGGAAGCGUGUGGGCACGCACAGGCUGCUCGUUUGACGGCAAAGGCCACGGGUCAUGCCAGACAGGCGACUGCCAAGGCUUGCUCACCUGCAAGGGAGAUGGUCAACCACCCUACACGUCUGCUCAAUUCUCGCUCAACCAGUACAACAACAACAGUUUCUUCGGCAUCUCCCUCUACCAGGGCUUCAAUGUACCCAUGGAGUUCCUGCCAAUGCCGGUCAAGGGACAAGGAGGACCAGGGUGCAGAAAGGGGCCCCACUGUGGGGCCAACAUCACGUCACAGUGUCCGAGCGAGCUCAAGGCACCGGGAGGCUGCAACAGCGCAUGUACAGUGUUCCAGGAGCAGAAUAAUUAUAUGUACUGCUGCGAGAGAAAUUGUGAAUCCAACAAAUACUCGGCCUUCUUUGUGCGGAUGUGCCCGGAGGCAAUAAGCUACUCCAGUGAUGCUGCCACAGAUACUUCAUUCAGCUGCCCAUUUGAUACCGACUACCAGGUCAUCUUCUGCCCACCGGUCAAUCUAACGUCUUCACCUCCAAGUCCUCCUAACUCAGCUGAUCUUAGGCCACUACGCAAAGGACCCUCAAUAGGCACUUCUGUUUCAGUUGCAAUUGCAGGUGCCAUAGGUUUAAUAAUCGUCACAUUCAUCUUUUUCAUCAUACGUCGAAGAGGAACACGACGACACCAUGAGAUGACAGAUGAGGAGGCAGAGUUUGAUCAGCUACAAGGAACACCAAUGAGGUUUACGUUUCAACAGUUAGAAGCAGCAACAGAGCAAUUCAAGGACAAGCUCGGGGAAGGAGGAUUUGGGUCUGUUUUCGAAGGGCAGCUAGGCGAGGAAAGGAUUGCGGUAAAACGUUUGGAUCGAGCUGGUCAGGGAAAGAGAGAAUUCUUGGCGGAGGUUCAGACAAUCGGUAGCAUUCAUCAUAUCAAUCUGGUGAGGCUGUUUGGCUUCUGUGCAGAGAAAUCCCAUAGGCUCUUGGUUUAUGAGUAUAUGCCAAAAGGAUCCUUGGACAGGUGGAUCUAUGGUCGACAUGAAAAUAGUGCUCCUCCGUUAGAAUGGAGGGUGCGAUGCAAGAUUAUCGCUGACAUAGCUAAGGGCCUGUCUUAUCUUCAUGAGGAUUGCAUGAAGAGAAUUGCUCAUUUGGAUGUCAAGCCACAAAAUAUCCUCUUAGAUGAUGACUUCAAUGCUAAACUUUCCGAUUUUGGACUAUGCAAGCUCAUUGAUAGGGAUAUGAGUCAAGUGGUUACAAGAAUGAGAGGCACACCUGGUUAUCUAGCCCCUGAAUGGUUGACGUCACAAAUCACGGAGAAGGCCGAUGUCUAUAGCUUUGGCGUUGUGGUCAUGGAAAUCGUGAGCGGAAGAAAGAACCUCGACACUUCCCUGUCUGAAGAGAGCAUCCAUCUUAUUACCCUAUUGGAAGAAAAGGUGAAGAACAAUCACUUGGAAGAUUUGAUUGACAAGAGCAGUAACGACAUGCAAGCACACGAGCAAGAUGUGAUUCAGAUGAUGAAGCUCGCGAUGUGGUGUUUGCAGAUUGACUGCAAAGGAAGGCCUAAAAUGUCCGAGGUGGUCAAAGUCUUGGAAGGUACCAUGGAUGCAGAGAGCAACAUAGAUCAUAACUUUGUCACAACAAAUGAACCAAAUUUCGGUAUUGCUGGAAAUGUGAACUCUUCAGCUCCACCUGUAGCCUCAGAUGUAUCGGGUCCAAGGUGA